AUGACUCCGGGUGUAAUUGAUAAUUUUUCAAGAGCAGGAUUCGGCAUUGCUCACUUCACUCAAGCUAUGUGGGCCAAAACAACCCACAUAGGAUGUGCUCUGUCUAAAUCUAUCCCAACAUCAGAAAACGAUUUAGUAAGAUAUUACAUUGCUUGUAAUUAUGGACCAAAGGGAAAUAUGCAUGAACAAACUGUAUACGAAAGGGGAGAAGGGUGUUCCAAAUGUCCAGACGGUGUACCAUGCAAUGUGGAAUUUCCUGCACUAUGUGGAGAAGUCGAUGAAAGCCAAAUAUAUUCCAAGAUAUCUAGCGUUCAAGACAUUGUUAGUGCUGGAGUCACAGAUUCUGCUAGUUUUACGGUCGGUGCAAAUGACAAAACUAGUGUAACUGUUUUAGGUGAUACUGAAACCCAUUUUGCCUCUAAAGAUGCCGCUACAAAUGCAGUUACGAAAACUAUUAGUAAUGCAGUAACUACAGUAGUUGCAGGUCAACAUACUAAUAAAAAUCCAACGCAAGUAAAACUAAAUCCAACUACUACUAAAGUACCGAAAGUACGUAGAACCAAAAAAAAUUGUACCAAUUCCAGCACCAUCAACGUGGUUUCACUAAUGUUUAUCUUUACUAUUUAUUUGACGUUGUUAUUUCUUAUACAAUAA
Molecule: messenger RNA, 654 nt
Organism: Diabrotica balteata
Lineage: Eukaryota; Metazoa; Arthropoda; Insecta; Coleoptera; Chrysomelidae
Source: the annotation of a GenBank genome assembly